GUCAGGAGCUUAUUGUAGACACAAUAUGCUGAGCGUUAUAAAUUAUGCGCAUCCCGGAUAAUGUUUUUGAAAAGUCUAUAUAUGUAAACAAGCUUGACAAGGAAAAGCAUUCUUUGCAUCGCGUCCAACGAAAGAAAACAGUGCAAAUGGAAGUACUAAGUUUGUACUUGAGUUUCUUGACGAUAUGUGGAACGCUGGGCCGGACGUUAAUAUUUCUUCAAGUGAUGCUGUUGUGUGCGAGUUCAUGUAAGUCAUGUAUUAAGUACUGAUCGAAAUAUUAACUUCAUUUAUCAAGUUUUAGAGAUAUACCCGCGAAACACCCGGCUUUCACACCCUUUCAUCAAUUUUUGCUGUGUUGAUAUUUUGCAUUAUCAAAAUUCAAUUUAUCUAACAAAAAUGCGCUUUGCGAGAAAACAAAAAAUCUUGGCUUUUGUUUGCCUUGGAUAUGCUGAUAACAAGCAAGUGCUACUUCAAUUAAUAAUGACGACCAUAAAAUAUUUUUCAAGCAUAUAUAUUUUUUUAAUCACCAAACUUGUAAUGAUAAAGCGAAGAAGGUUAGCCUAGUUUGUGUUUAGCUAUGGGAUUAUACAGUCACCGCCCUGUGCUGUGAAUACAACACAAUAACUAAAAAUAAGCUCUUUUACACUAAUACGUUCAAGAGUUCAAGGUCACUUGAUUUCCUUUGCUUGUUGAAUAUUUUUGUCACGUGCGAGGUCUAUGUUUUGUCAAAUAUCGUGCACCGUGAAGAGCCGCUAAAUUGACUGGAAGAUUAUACGGCGGGUUCAAAAUGAACCUGGCAUGAAUAAAGAUACAUAAUAUUAUAAAUAGCUACUGCUAACGUAACUGAAACCGGUUAGACUGCUUGUAGUCCCUCGGCUUUGCCUCGCUCGCUCGCAUGUUGUUUAGUACGUAACAUGUUCGCCCGCGCCCUUUAGGGACAACUUCGAGUCAUAAACUGUCUGUUUCUACGAAAAUUUAGGAAGCCUUUUUUAGAUAUUGUCUUUUUUAAAAAAUGGGACUCUUGUCCAUCUAUUUGUCUAUUUUGUGAUAGCACUUGAUUAUAGGAGCAGUAAGUUGCAUCAUAACCUUGGAUAUAGAAUACGCUUUCACUAGGAUCUUAACUGAGUAGCCUGAGAAAAUGGCCGACGAUUGGCGACGCUACCACUGGUUUCCCCGCCAAAUGACGUCUGAGAGACGAGCGCAAAUAUUCCAUACUGAUGACGCGUCACUACCCAGAUCUGGGUAGUGCUUCUGAUUGGUCGUGCCGAGUAGGAAACUUGAUUCAACCAAUCAGAAGCACUACCCACAUCUGGGUAGUGACGCGUCAUCUCUGCGUUCGUUUCUCAGACGUCAUUUGGCAGGGAAACCAGUGGUAGCGUCGCCAAAUAUCGGCUGUUUUCUUGGGCCUCAGUGAUUUGAACAAUUUUCAGUUUUUAUCUUAAUUUGAACGUCCCCAAGGGGAUUAAAUUAAAACUACCACUCAUUAAUGCUCACUGAUGUUGUAUUUACUUUCUUUUAGCGGGUAAUCCUUCCCCGACUUUAAUAUCAGGAGAAAAGCGCAUAAGUUUGCAAUGUCUACAUAAUUAUAUGCUUCUGGAUAUGGACUUGCAGGAUAUACCUGGACUCGAACCAGCCUCACUUCAUUUGCGGCACUUCUCGUGUAAACCUUAUCAAGUUCUGGACACACGAGCUAUAUUUCGAGUACCCUUUCAAGGUUGCGGGACAACUCGAGAGAGCAAUUCGGACUACAUCGUUUAUGAAAAUGUCGUGGAUAACUCUAAGGAAUCCAACACUACACGCGUGUUGAUCAGACAUGCGCAAGAACUUCGUUAUCCUUUCUCUUGCCGUUAUCGUCAAAAGUAUUUCCUGAUAUUGCAAGAAGGGCAGUCCGGCAAACGGCGGGAAAAUGAAAUUGACAGGGGGAACGGAAACAGUACAAAAGAAAAAGGUAAAUGUUACUACAAACUGAAUUCAUGUUUCAUACUGAAUUAGUUAAUAGAGCGGUUUUCACUUGACUGUCGAAAGGGAUUGGUUUUGGUUUUACUACGCCCUUUGGUUGGCUAGUGUAUUUACUUUGGUUUUGGUUUUACGACAGUCAAGUGAAAACCGCUCUAGAAUCUUUACUUGCAUAUAUAGUAUCUACCAACCCCAUACUGAAGAAAACUUGCUUAUUUCACCACAAAAAACGAAGGACAAGAGUACAGAAAUACACAGACGCAAUGUGGUGAGGAAGUCCAAAAAGAAACCAUAAGGCUUAUAGGUAUUGGGUUACCCCAGAGUAUAAGAGUAUAAGUUUACAACCCGGGCUCGCGCCAUAUAUGUAACUUCCUAUGACUCUCGCCAUAAAUGGAAGUGUAUAAACUUUAUCGGUUAUCUCUCGUAUUUAGUGCCAUAUAUCUUUCUCUAACUUCCUGCCUCGAUUAACUAUUGCUAAUUGCUGGUAGAUACUUCUCCUCAUCUAAUUCAUGCUAAAAUAAAGUUGUUAUUGUUGUUGGUCCCUCACCGAGAAUUUGCCUUGCCUUGCCUUGCGUCCAGACUAGCACGGACAGCAAUCUAAUUUAUUUUAAAACAAUGAGAUACAAUCCGUAUCAGUAGCAUUAACAGUACGUACAGUGAGAUUAACAGUCAGUGCGAGCAUCAAAUGCCUCGAAAACUUUGUCGUAUUAGGGUGGUGAUCUUAGUACGAGGUUAAAAAGGACUGAAAAUAAAAAGAACCAAACAAAUAAGAGCGACCGAGCUGUUUGUCUUUUUUUAACACAAUGAGUGUUUCCCACAAGUUACUGGGGAAAAACACUUUAGUCUUGUGUGUAUAAAUAUAUUAAUUCUUUGUAUUAUAUUUCCUAGUUUUCCCCGAAGAGGUUAAGAGGCCAACGAGCAGUGUGUCGCAUGUUUUGCUACAAAAAUAUCUGGGGAUUUUUCUCUUUGGAAUGCAUCUUCUAUUUUCUUCAUGAUGAAGUUUGCAGUGGGCUUGGGACUCAUCAGCGGAAGUGGACAAUUUGUCUUCGAUUUUUCAGAUUCUUAGAAAAAGAAUAGAAAAGUUAUAAUUAAAUUACUGUUUUUUGACGUUAAACCAUUCUAGAACGAAGAAGGACUCAAUAGCGUCUGCAACGGCUUGCCCGCCGUUUGCUGACGCACAGAAAAGAGCCGUUCUGUAGGCUGA
Messenger RNA from Porites lobata, 3160 nucleotides. The record is from the annotation of a GenBank genome assembly. NCBI's taxonomy places the organism in Eukaryota, Metazoa, Cnidaria, Anthozoa, Scleractinia, Poritidae.